GUGUUGUCAAUUCAUGUAUUUGGCUCAUAGAUCGUUUGAUUUUGCCAUCAGACUGUAUCGUACAGAUCAUUCCUUAUUUCAACGUACCCAUUCAGAUGGAAUGAAGCUGCUGCCAGCAGAUCUAUGUCUUUGCCAGUGGAUCCUGGUGGAGCAUCACAAGAGUCUGGUGACAGCGCUUUUACAUCACCAAGUGGAUACCAUCCCCAUCUGCUUGAUGACCCUGAAUUGACUUCAGGACGUCACCGGAAGGUUCUCAACCUUGCAUCUUACCUGGUAUCCAUGGUAGCAUAUGCAAAGCCCUCUGAACUGAAAAAGGACUUGAAUGAACAGUUCAGGGAAAAGUUUCCAAACCUCAACAUCACACUCACUAAACUAAGAAGCCUUAAGAAAGAUAUUGUUAAAAUAGCUAUAUCACAGGAAUGUCAGCUGGAUCUGACAACAGUAGCUUAUGCAUUUGUAUAUUUUGAAAAACUAAUUUUGAAGGAAAAGAUAAGUAAAGCAAACAGAAAGCUGCUGGCAGGUUCCUGUUUGUUGUUAGCUGCGAAAUUUAAUGAUGAUAUGAAAAGAGACAAAAUAAAGGAGCUGAUUGAGGCCAUCGAGGACAGGUUUCGCAUAUCAGCCAAGGAACUUCUGAAGUUUGAAUUCCAAGCAGUGAUAGCUCUUGAGUUUGAUCUGCAUGUCCCACAGUGGGAGGUGUUGCCUCAUGUCAAGCGUAUGGAGACAGAGUAACGACAUUGAUAGACAAACACUUAUAGUGUUCAAUAAAUAUUGAAUGAUCUCAAACGAUGAAAUUGUUUGAUAUCAUUCAAGUAAAGAGUGGUUUACUUGCAAAUGAUACAAGUAAAGAGUUUUGUCUGAAUAAUGGUGGUUUUUGCAAUGCUGAAAAGCCUUUUUAUCAGGGUUUACAUUGCUCUUGUAAAUGCUGGAGUUUUAAAAUUUUGUCACUUUUCCAUGUUCUCGUAUUUUGUGGCUACCUUGAAAAUGCAAAUAAAAAUACUUCUUAAACUUUCCACAAAUACUUAAAGGUCAGUUCCCCGCAAAGCACAAUUCUUUUUAACUUUCACACCAUCUGGGUUAUGGAAAAUGUACACUUGUAACCGGGAAAACUCCUGGACCUCCUGCAAUCCCAACAUCUCUGAUUGGUUCAAACUCCGUUUUAUAUUGAAGCGAUAGAGCACUUUUUCCGCGUUUACAUAGCCUCAUCUAAACACGAGGAGGGUUGGGAAAUUCGAGACA
Messenger RNA from Orbicella faveolata, 1236 nucleotides. RefSeq names its product CDK5 and ABL1 enzyme substrate 1-like. The record is from RefSeq and is a predicted model, not a curated record. Gene Ontology annotation, biological process: regulation of cell cycle. NCBI's taxonomy places the organism in Eukaryota, Metazoa, Cnidaria, Anthozoa, Scleractinia, Merulinidae.